AUGGUUACUCAUGAGGUGCAAGAAGAAUACCAAGCUUCAAAGAACAACACUUGUUACUAUACCCCACAGGCUCAAGAAGAUAACCAAAUAGAACAUCCAACUUUAGCUAAGACUCUAUCACCAUUAGUAGAAAUGUAUCUACUCCCACUUCAGCUCUUAUCAUGGAAACAUCUCCAUCAACCAUUAUCAACAAGGAGGUCCAAGAAACUUUCUAUUGUUGAUCCCUUUAACACAUUGGCUCAGGUUAGUGAAUUUCAGAAUCCUUCUAGAUUUGCUGUCCUAGGUGAUGUAGACAUACCCCCUGAUGAACCAAUGAGCUCGCUUGGGUUUACAAAGGGUGGGAGGGAGACAAGACCUCCAAUCAAGUUCAAAGAUCUAGAAUGA
Molecule: messenger RNA, 384 nt
Organism: Eruca vesicaria subsp. sativa (arugula)
Lineage: Eukaryota; Viridiplantae; Streptophyta; Magnoliopsida; Brassicales; Brassicaceae
Source: the annotation of a GenBank genome assembly